Lodderomyces beijingensis is the source of this 1356-nucleotide messenger RNA. Lineage: Eukaryota; Fungi; Ascomycota; Pichiomycetes; Serinales; Debaryomycetaceae. The record is from the annotation of a GenBank genome assembly.
AUGAACAAAACAUACAAUGACGCUAGGCAAAGCAAUUGCAAAAGACUACGAGGAUCCCAAUUUAGCCAGCAAUGGCAACUUCACAAGCAAUGGUCCGGGUUGCUUUUUGGGGCGUCUGUCAUCUUCAACGACCUGCCGUCGUACCAUGAAGACCUCUCCGAGCUAGCAGAGGCACAGCGGUCGCCGGCAGCUGCCACGCGCAAGUCGAGUAACAAAUUGACCUCGGUGCUCGCUGCGGGUAUGCGUGCGUUUGUGUACCAGGUGCAAGCGUUCUACCUCCGUACCCCGGUGAAAUUGUUCCGGCCGUCGAGGUUCGACUAUAUGGCGUAUGUGCGGGCGUUUCUGGAACGGCUAGACAAUCUCCUGGAGAAGCCGUACCGGUUCCGCACCCAUUCAAACUUGGGGAUGCUCGUCAAUGUGAUUCGCAAGGAAGGGUGGAAGUUCAUCCCGGACCAGGUGUUGCCUCCGCUUGUAGCGAACUCGGCCACGGGGAUCAUCUUGUACGCCACCUAUUUGACGACGUUGGACCACUACACCAAGAAGCGAGGCCUGGACAAGCCGGUGCUCUUCAACUGGUAUGCGCCGUUUGACACUUGGAGAGCGGGGUUUGUUGCUGGGGCCGCGCAGAGUCUCGCGGCUGCUCCCGUCGAUGCGAUAUAUACGCGGUCGUCCGUCGCGGAGAUGUUGGAGGGCGAGCACGGCAACUUGUGGCGGUUCGGGAUCAACAAGUUGAAAGAGGUUGGGCUUGUUGGUGUGUUUGCCGGGUACGGGUUCUCGCUAAUCAAGGAGAGUUUCGGGUUUGCCUUCUACUUUUCGACGUUUGAAACCGUCAAGACCCAGGGCUACAACAUCACCUAUCGGCUAAUUAAGUUUUUUCACGAUUCAGAAGACGCGAUAAAGAAACAGCUACAGGUGUGGUUCAAGUGGGAUCGGGAGCAAGUCGAUGAAAAAUUGCAGAAGUUGGAGAGGUACCGACUGGCCAAGAUCUUGAAAUCGUCGUUUGUCUUGCUUGCUGGUGCGUCUGCGGCCGCUGCGCUCUUGGCGAUCCAGUACCCCAUCACCAAAGUGCAAAAGAUUCACCUCUCGCGACUUGAAGCGUUGGAUUUUUACAACUCGUCAACGUGGCGAGAGCGGCCUUUUUUCAAAUUGUACUACAACUCCUACAUCGACACUUUCAACCAAGUGUUGAGGAUGAAACGCAGAGCCAACAUCACUUGGUUCCAGGCCGCAUACAGCGGGUUUUUCCGAAACGCAUUGACAACCAUCCCGGCAACUUCGAUUGCAUUGCUUGUGUUUGAAAUAACGAGAACCCGACUAGCGGACAGUUUUGAUGAUUAUGAAAUCCUCGAUGCAUGA